This is a messenger RNA of Fusarium graminearum PH-1, 2221 nucleotides long. RefSeq lists its product as uncharacterized. The record is from RefSeq and is a predicted model, not a curated record. NCBI's taxonomy places the organism in Eukaryota, Fungi, Ascomycota, Sordariomycetes, Hypocreales, Nectriaceae. The transcript has 4 exons. Bases 392 to 1564 code for a protein of 390 amino acids.
CCGGUCUAAAAACGCAUCGAUACGUACCCCCAAAAUUCUACCUACCAAAGGCAGACCACAUUAUUGUUUGAGCAAGCCCCAGCCUCUUUCUUAUCAGAACCUUUUACGCCAAACAACUCCACCCAAUAUAUCCGUCUCGCAGGUCCCACGACAAUUUCUCGACUUCCUUGCUAGUAGCCGUUUCGUCUGGUUUCGGUGACUUCUCCCCGGCACAGCCCUCCUUGCACUCCAGCUCUUAUCCACCGUCUCCAUCGCAUCGGUCGAUCGCCUGCAACUCUCCACCCUCUUAUCACCCUGAGACUCUAAUCCUCAAGGGUAAGGGCCAUUCGGAGAUCCAUCACUGCCAAGCAGUACGUCUAAUAAAACAGCCGUACCCCCAAGCGCCGCAACUAUGGCGACCUCCACCGAGCAGUAUCGUCAAUAUCCACCAGCGCCGGCGAAUUAUCCGGCGCAAGAACAUUAUCAGAGGCAGCAAUAUCAAGCAACUGCCCCGGCCUCGCCGCGCAAAACUACACAGAACCCGCCCGCUCACAGCCGAACCUUCAGCUUUCAUUCUCAAAAAUCGCAUAAGAGCUCUGGCAGCAAAGACUUACACGAAACCCACGCCGAGAAGGAAGCGAAGCGUUUACACAGCACAGCGGAUCCCACAUUUGCUUUGAACGAAGCAGAGCCCUCUGCAGAAGCCGCCAUGAUGACCGAGUCGAAUUUCGCUCCGUUGCGAUCUAUGCAACACAAAGACCCAUAUGGCAACUCCAUUGAGGAUCCCGACAAGUCGAACCCAACAAGAAACAGAUGGGAGCGUCCACUCGACACUAUUCGAAGUUUCGAGGCUGCGAUUGACGGGGGAUACUCGCGCAAGUCGCUUUACCGAGCUGAAACAGAUUCGCAAGCCAACUGGAACAGGCGGAACAGCUCGUAUAGUAACCAGCCACGAUUCCCUCGCGACAGCUACUAUGGCAGCCGGCCAGUGUCUCUCAGGCCAGAGGGUAACCAGUACGAUACAGGGUCCCGAAGCAACUAUUUCGAUGGUCAAGCUUACAGCAACGGUUAUGGCACUGGUCCGUCGCGGCAACGGAUGUCUAGAAUGCAAUCAGAGCCGCAGUACCAGACUGGACACGACCAAACCAUCUAUCCUUUACCCAACAAAGAUCGAUCUUACGAGACCGUAACUUCUGCUGCAGGGAGCGGCAACUCAGACCACGCAGGUUAUCAGACAGACCCUACGAGCAGCGACAACAGCUCAAUUGAUCGGACGAUGCCGGCUAAGCGCCGUGAACCUUUCAACGAGUAUGCGUCGAGUUCCUCCCAACAACAGCCAGCGAAUCAAUCACGCCCCUGGCCGGCUCCCGGCAUGAAUAGCAAUGGUAGCCAUCCUCAGAUGCCGCCGCCUUCCCAUGCGCAAUAUGCUCCAGGCCAUGACCAGGCUCCAGUUCCACCUCAGAAACAGAAGAACACUCUUUUGAGGAGAACAUCUACACAGCAAUCAGCACAACAGCCUCAGCAAACAGCUGGCGGGGACAAGCGCAAGAGUUGGUUUUCUCGUAGGUUCAGCAAAAACUCUUGAAAACCCAGCGAUUCGGCAACGAUCAUACACGUUUGGAAUGUACAUACGUAAACAUUUCGCAACAUCCACCCACUCUCCUUUGUCGAUACCCGUUUCUUUGAUGUUCAGCGUCGGAAUGCCAUGAUCACACAGCGUUUAACAGUUCAUGUUCUACUCAACGAAUUUUUUUACGAUGGACGCUGGAGUAUACUGCCACCACUUGCGAUUUGUCUUUGCAAUGGGACCGGAUGAGCGAGCUUUGUUUUUCACUCUAGUCAAAUUGGUUUGAGGUGAGGAUGGCUAGGGGUCUUGCCAUUAAGACAAGGCGACGCAUUUCAAUUUAUGACGGGAUGGUACAUUAGCACACGAAACUGUACGAGGCAGGCGUUGGCGGGCUAAACUUUGUGCAACUGGUUCCUUGGAGGAUAAUCCUUGAGAUGCGAAGCGAAGGCUGGAUCUACCGCCACGAUCACCAUUAAUUACACCUACUCCCUGAGACGCACAUAGCAUAUACACGUGGCUGUAGAAAUCAUCCAGACAUGACGGCCUGCCAAAAGGCACGCUCAUAAAGAUGACAUGAGAAAAUAAUUGACAUUAAUGACUCAACUAAUAGUCAUGUGCAAGAUUCACAGUUGUUUGAAGUGAUUUUUUUAGCGGUAGUAAGAAACCGCUGGUUGG